AUGAUUCGCAAACAAGCACGUCAGAGGAGAGACUACCUCUACCGCCGAGCGGUUCUCUUGCGCGAUGCCGAAGUUGCUGAAAAGCGGGCGCAACUGAGAGCGGCUCUUGCUUCAGGGAAGCCGUUGGCCCCAGAGAUUGCGAACGACAAGCAGUUACGGCAGGACUACGACUAUGAUGCAUCUCGCGACGUUGCCGGUGACGACUCACUCGACAUUGACGACGAAUACUCUGAGCUGUCGGGUGUCGUAGACCCGAGAGUGCUGGUGACAACUUCACGAGACCCAAGCUCUAGGUUAAUGUCUUUCUCCAAAGAGAUACGGCUACUCUUUCCGACCGGGAUCCGACUGAAUCGCGGAAACCUCGUCCUCCCAGAACUGGUGCGGUCCGCACAGAGCGAACGCCUCAGCGAUGUUAUUCUCCUCCACGAGCACCGUGGCACACCAACAGCAAUCACUAUCAGCCACUUUCCCCAUGGGCCGACCUUGAUGGCGUCACUCCAUAACGUGGUGCUGCGAGCGGAUAUCCCGCGGUCAAUAAAAGGGACGGUCAGCGAGAGCUACCCCCACUUGAUUUUUGAAAACUUCCAGACCCCACUCGGCCGCCGGAUAGUCAAAGUUUUGAAGCACCUCUUCCCUCCGCGAGACGCGACCGCCAGCAAGACGGCCGGCAACAGGGUCAUCACCUUCAUGAAUCAGGACGACUGCAUCGAAGUACGCCAUCAUGUGUACGUGAGGACAAGUUACGACUCUGUCGAGCUGAGCGAAGUUGGCCCGCGAUUCACGAUGAGGCCGUUCUCCAUCACCAUGGGCACCUUAGAAAACAAGGAUGCGGACGUGGAGUGGCACCUCAGCCAAUACACCCGUACAAGCAGGAAGAAGAAUUACUUCUGA
Chaetomium globosum CBS 148.51 is the source of this 891-nucleotide messenger RNA. RefSeq lists its product as uncharacterized. The transcript has 3 exons. Lineage: Eukaryota; Fungi; Ascomycota; Sordariomycetes; Sordariales; Chaetomiaceae. The record is from RefSeq and is a predicted model, not a curated record. Gene Ontology annotation, biological process: rRNA processing. Gene Ontology annotation, molecular function: snoRNA binding; rRNA primary transcript binding. Gene Ontology annotation, cellular component: small-subunit processome; Mpp10 complex; nucleolus. The coding region runs from base 1 to 891 and encodes 296 amino acids.